UUCUUUGCGGUACAGUAGUGAAUGAAACUCCGAGGGGUAUUCGACUUGCUAGUGUGGGAGAAGACAAACAAGAAAGGAAACAACGGCCUACCAUAUGUUGAGCUCCACUCACUCUCAUGGUGCAAGGUGAGGAAAGUUCUUGGGGGAUGGCAAGUGAUCAUGGUAGAGCUGUACCAUUCAGCCAAGCACUUGCGUAUGGAAUCCAAGGCCAUGCUCUUGCUGCUCCGCCUUCCAACUUCUUGGAGUCGCAACCCGCAGCUGCUGCUUGUUUUGGUGAGUUGGAGGAGGCCCUUAUCCAUGGCAUCAGUACUGAUGUUGAUCCUAGCAUGAUCGCAGGUGAUCUGCACACCAAGUCAGCAGGAUAUCUAGCAGCUAGGCCCCCCACACUGGAGAUCUUCCCUUCAUGGCCAAUGAGUCAUCUACAGCAGCCAUACAGUGGGAACUCGAGGUCAGUAGGGAGCACCUCUGAUUCGAGCUCAGCUCAGAACACAACGCCACAGGCCGAGUUGGUGUCCCCAGUGAGCGUGAGGGCCUACUCUGGGCAGCAGCAGGAGGUUCUGAUGGUGACGGUUGAUGAUUACAACUACGAGCAAGGACUUGGAGCUGCAGCAGCCUCUGCGCCAAUCUUUCAGCAGUAUGCAGGAGGCCAAGAAAAGAACAAGCAUGUCUCCACAAGAAAAGAUGGCAAGCCGUUAGAUGCCAAGACCGAAAGGAGAUUAGCUCAAAACAGAGAAGCUGCAAGAAAGAGUAGGCUGAGAAAAAAGGCUUAUGUGCAGCAGUUAGAGACAAGUCGGAUUAGACUUCAGCAAAUUGAGCAAGAUCUACAGAGAGCACCUUCACAGGGCCUGUUCGCUGGAGGAUGCAGGACAACGAGUUCUGGCGCUGUGAUGUUCGACAUGGAGUACGCCAGAUGGUUAGAGGACGAUAGCAAGCACAUGACGGAGCUCCAGGGCGUGCUGCAGGCCCAACUUAUCGACGCAAACCUUGGGGCAAUUGUUGAAGACUGCAUGCAGCACUACAAUGAGCUGUUCCACCUGAGGGCUGUGCUUGCAAGGACCGACGUGUUCCACCUCAUGACUGGCAUGUGGGCAACGUUGGCUGAGCGAUGCUUCCUCUGGAUGGGCGGGUUCCGGCCUUCUGAAAUCCUCAAGAUGCUGAUACCUCAGCUUGAUCCACUUACGGAGCAGCAGCUAGUAGGGAUGUGCAACCUGCAACAGUCUUCGGAGCAGGCUGAGGAGGCGCUUAUGCAGGGGCUUCAGCAGCUGCACCAGUCGCUGGCGGAUGCGGUGGGCGCUGGUGCUCUCAAUGAUGCUGCAAAUGUUGCCAACUACACUGCUCUCAUGGCCCUAGCACUUGACAGGCUCGACUCCCUCGAGAGCUUUUAUCGUCAGGCUGAUAAUCUGAGGCAGCAAACCUUGCACCACAUGCGUCGGAUUCUGACCACUCGUCAGACAGCUCGGUGCCUCCUCUCUAUCGGGGAGUAUCAUCGCCGCCUGCGCGUCCUCAGCUCCGUCUGGGUUUCCCGUCCGCGCGAAAACUUCGUUGCCGCAGAGAAUGUGAGCCCUACCGGGACCGAGCAAGUUAUCCAUCCGUACCAUCAAAGCCAAAAUUCUGGCUUCUGAACGUUCACCAGGAGGGUGCCGAUUUUGCCAUCCUCGUCAGCGGUGAGGAGGCGGCAAAUGGUAAUGUCCUGUCAUUAACAUAUUCAUUGAGAACGGAACAUCAAUGCAUCACUAGCAAAAAAGAGGGCAGAAAUGUUGUAGCCUUGUAGGCCAAGGGAAGGAGUUGGGAUGGCUCUCUUCACUUGCUUUUGUUCCGCUGGCUCUUGAACUGAAUGAAAGGUUAGCACUCCUGAAAAAUUCGGUGCAAAGCGAAGGGAUUAAAGGAAA
Molecule: messenger RNA, 1889 nt
Organism: Phragmites australis (common reed)
Lineage: Eukaryota; Viridiplantae; Streptophyta; Magnoliopsida; Poales; Poaceae
Product: transcription factor TGAL5-like
Exons: 13
Coding region: 117-1622 (501 amino acids)
Biological process (GO): regulation of DNA-templated transcription; DNA-templated transcription
Molecular function (GO): DNA-binding transcription factor activity; sequence-specific DNA binding
Source: RefSeq, a predicted model, not a curated record